GCUGAGGGGAGCACCGCCCCGAACCCGCCACAGGCCCCGGCCCCGGCCCGGAGCGGGCUGCAGGCCGCCGGCCUAGGGGCGGUAGCGAGCCGUCCUCCUCGCCGGCCGGGCAGCCAUGGCCGCCUCCGGGCUGUGGCGGCUGAGGAGACCCCUGGCAGCCGCCUUCAGCAGCGCGGCGACGGCGGCGGGCGGGCGGCCUUCCCCGCCGGAGAAGCUGACGGUGCGGCGGCAGGCGGAGGGCGUCCGAAACAUUGUCUUGAACAACCCGCAGAAGAGGAACGCCCUGUCCCUCGCCAUGCUGCAGUCCCUCAGGGAGGACCUGCUGCACGACGUCAAGAGCAAAGAACUCCGAGUUAUCAUCAUUUCAGCUGAAGGACCUGUAUUUUGUUCUGGCCAUGAUUUAAAGGAACUGUCAAGUGAAGAUGAUGUGAAGUAUCAUUCCCAAGUAUUUGAAAUAUGUGCAGAGGUUAUGACUUUAAUCCAGAAACUUCCCGUACCAGUGAUUGCCAAAGUAAAUGGCUUGGCUACAGCAGCAGGCUGUCAGCUUGUGGCAAGCUGUGACAUUGCAGUGGCAAGCGAGAAAUCUCAAUUUGCUACUCCUGGAGUAAACAUCGGACUGUUUUGCUCCACACCAGCUGUGGCCUUGGGCAGAUCUCUUCCAAGAAAGGUGGCAUUAGAGAUGCUUUUCACAGGUGAACCUCUUUCUGCCCAAGAAGCAUUAAUGCAUGGGCUUAUCAGCAAGGUGGUACCAGAAGACAAGCUGGAAGAAGAGACCAUGAAAAUCUCUCACAAGAUAUGCGAAAGCAGCAAAUCCGUCCUGGCACUGGGGAAAGCCACCUUUUACAGACAGAUGUCACAGGACCUUGAUACUGCUUACAAAACGACUACUCAGGUCAUGGCAGACAAUUUGAAUUUGAGAGAUGGGCAGGAGGGUAUUGAAGCCUUUAUUCAGAAACGUAAGCCUGUCUGGUCACACUCUCAGGAUAAGAAGAAAUGAAUCCUGUUUCUAAACUAAUCUUAGCUGUGCUUUAUGAUUCUUCACGUAGUUGCCUUUGGGAACUAUAUUUUUGUUCUUACUGAAAGUUAAAUUUCUCUUCCUACAUAUGCCAAAGCCACAAUAAAUUUAUUAUAAGUGUAUAAUAAAUGUUAAGAAAAAUCAAACCAAAUGGGGUUUUUUCAGCAAUUAAUUUAAUCUAUGGUUUUAGAAGGAACUCUGUGCUGCAAAAAAUCAGUUUAAUGUGUCCCAGGUUACUUAGGAAAUCACAGGGAAUGGCAGAGAGCUCAGAUCACCCUGUUCAGUAUGUGUCCCCCUAGUUCUGGAUAAGAAUUUCCAUUUGUUGCUAUUUAUAGCAAAUUAAAGGGCUGGGACACAUUCCAGAGAUGAUGAUAGUACAUAUCAUAAUGGAUUCCAAUACUGUUCAUAUGUUACAGGCAAAAGCCUGUAACAGCAGUCCAUUGCUCCUUAUGAAUAUAACUGCUUGUAAACUUCAUGUAUUAUUAGUUUGUUUCCUUCAGCAAAUCCUGGUUUUCCACCAUCAGUUCAAGCACUUGUCCCAGCUCUAGAGAAUUUUGCUGUUGACUCCAGAGAGGCUGAGCAUGGCUUGGGGAUGUUAAGUUUCAAAAGGGCACACUGUGAAAGCCACCGCCUGUGGGCUUCAGCAGAGAUUCUCACCUGGCACUGUUCUAAGCCAGCUGUAAUUUUCAGGCUGUAUGUCUUCAGUUUAUCACAGAAUUUUAGAUGUGUUAGUUGGAAACUCCCCCCUUGUGCUCAAAGCUGGGCUUUUACCAACACUGGAACAGGUCAGUCAUGGAUGUAAGGUCUUGCCAGCCUCCAUCAACAAGGAUUCAGCUGCUCCUCUGGGUAAUCUGUCACAGUGCUGUGCAACCCUCUGGUGAAAAAAACCCAACUCUUAAUGUCCAGCCUGAGCCUCGAAGCAGCAGGUUUUUGGCCAUUGUCCCUUGUUAAAUUAUCUGAUAUUAUUGAGAAAACUUCAGCUCCGUUGUCAUUCCAACUCUCUUCAAACAGUCACAGGCUGCAGUUAGACCACACUUAGACUCCUCUGUGCCAGACUGAACAAGUCCAGCUUCCGCCACUCUCCUUGUAGCUCAUUUUCUGUAGGUAACCAGCUUGGUAGCCAUCCAAUGGACCAAUUCCAGUUUCUCCACAUCCCUUUUGUACUGGUUGUGCCAAAACUGGACUGUAUUCCAAAUAUGGCCUCACCAGUGCUGAGCAGAGGAGAACAAAAUAUUCCCUCCAUCUGCUGGCCACUUCCAGCCCAUCCGUAUUGCUCAGUGUGCAUUUUGCCUUAUUUGUGAUGAGAGUGCACUGUUGGCUCAUAUUCAGUUGGGCAGCCACGGCAAGCCCAGUUUCAGCACGACUGCUGCUCUGCCGUCAGCUCCUAGCCUGUACUGGUUCUCGGGGUUAUUCUUCUCCAGGUGCAGAACCUUGCAUUUCUCCUUAGCUUAUGGUUCUUCUGGAUUGAAGCCGGGCCAUUCGGUGCGUCAGCCAUUCCCCCAAUUUCGCAUCAUCUGCAGAUUUGCUGGGGAUGUAUAUUGAUGACAAUACUGAAUGAUAUGAGCCUCGAUGUCAAGCCAUGGUGAUCAACAUGGGAUGGCCUCUCAGCAAAGACAUUUCUUCUGAAGUUCCGCAUGGACAAAUCAUGAAGGCUCAUCUAUUUCACCCUUAAAUAGGCAUCUAAGAAAGAUGAAAUGAAUCACUGUGUUGAUGGGCCUUUCUUUCUUUGUUGACAGUAAAAGUAGCCUAACGUGCUUAGUUCAGACUUAGACGUCUUAUGUUAGAGCAGAUGAAUCCUACCUACAGCUACUAAAACUCCAAAUGUGGAAGUAUCAUGAAUCAAGAAGGACAUUUUUAAGCUGUGUUUGCUCCUGUGUCCCUGGUUCCCUGUCUGUAUGAGUUUAGUUCAUUCCUCAUUUCUUGUCUGGAGUGAAUCAGAUAGAUACCCAAUAAAGUUCUGGGUCAGUUCUCUCCAGGGAUCGAUUACUCCUAGGCAGUAUGGAUGAGUCCACACUAGCUUUGGCUUGCUCUGCCCUUCACAGUGCCCUGAUACUAUCCCCAAAGGCCUUGCCUAACGCUCCCGAGUAGCCUCAGCAUCAUGCUAAAAAACACCCUGCUGGCAAGCCUGCUUGUUAUUUUGGGUACUUUGAACUGAAAAACUGCCACGACAAAAUCAACACUUUGGUCUCUGGGCCAUGAAGGUGCUGUAUGGAUCUAGGGGAAGCCCAAGCCAAGUGCUGUGCAAUGCAGUUGCUGCAGGUCUACUUCAGAAUGACCUAAGCACGAGGGCCACCUUGCAAAGGCUGUUGUUGGUAGUGUCAGCCUUCUUGAUGUCCCCUUGUUAGGAGAAGUGGUCUCAUGGGUCAGUCAAUCUGCCUCCCACGUAGCAGCAAGGGGCUGUCAGGUGCACUGUUGGGAUCAAAGGGUUGAAUGACACUUUGCUUCCUGGGUAGCAGAAUUACAUUCUAUCAUUCCUUAUACUGGAGCAAGACUUGGAUAGUUUGGAGCAAAAAUCAGCCUCUCUUCUUUCUGACUGACCGACACAUUUCAAUUCAAACCAGUGAUAUAAAUACUCAUACCAUUUAUACGCAGACAGCCCCACAAAGCAGUUCUCUUGUCUGUCUAUAGCACAUACUCAGGAUGAAAAGAAAGCAAUUUCCAGUUCUGCCGCUAUUUUUAAUUUGAGGAAUGGAAACUUAAAACUUGAAAUCACUAUUAAAAAUAGUUUGUUCCUAUAGGAAUGUGAAAAAUGUGGAUCACUGGGAAUAGUUGUUUUAAAAAUACAAACUUUUAUUGUUACCACUAGGGGAGUUGGGGUUUAUAUAAAUUCAUAUAGUUUAUAUAGGCUAGAAACUGUUAUGAGCAGUUAAGAGAUAGAAGGGUUAAAUCUGGAGCUGAAUAACCUUCAUCAUGUCCUUUUUAAUGCAGUAAGAUGCUGCACUUAGAUUCUGUUCCCACAUGCUGCUCUAAAAGCAUUAGUAAAGAGUAAAUUGUUUUUAAAAAUAUUUGUAUUUAAUGGCUAUCUUGCAACUACUCAGCAAAUCUCUACUGGCUCUUUUGUUCCAGGCUUUUAGAAAUAAGUACAUUAUCUGAUUUUUGCAGAAUAGUGCUCCUUCCAGCUAAAUGGAGUAAUAAAAUGGUUUCACUGGCCAUCUUAAAACAUGAGCGAUAGUUUGGAUGAGCAUAUUCUCUCAGAUAUUUAGAAAUUCUCAUUUUGCAAUUGAUUGCCAUCUACACAAGGCAGGGUUUGGCAUUAUUAUUAACUCCUGGUUAUAAUUGUUAAAGAAAAAAAAUUUACAUUUUUAAAGAAUAAUUACUUCAUCUGAAAUAGUUAUAUUGCAAUGGAAUCGAAUUUUGGUCAUCUUACUCCUGCACAUGGAUUCAUUUAAUUUGAAUGGCCUCAUAAGACACUAACAUUACAAAGACAUAUAGAUAUCCUCAGCAUUAUUCACCGUGAGCAGACUGACAUCAAUGGAAGUGCCAUGUAAAGUUACAAACAGGCAUACUUUAGCAAGACAAAAUGGUGAUGGGAGGGGAAGUUCAUGAUAAAGAUGGUGUUCUGGGUGUUUAUAAGAUAGGCAGAGGCUAAGAGUGUUACCUUAUCCUUGGCUUUCCCUGAAAAAGACCAAACACCACAAUGCCUUGAGCUCCUUCACAGUUCAAAUCCAUGGAAGUUGAGGAGGCAGAGUGCCCUGGGCGGUUGAGUUCAGGUCCUUAAGAACACUGCUUUUCUAGGCUCAUGGUCUUUUUCAGUCUAAUUCACGGCUAUGACAAAUGUUUGUGUUGUACUUUCAGAUCUUGAAGAGAAAAAUAUUUAUUAGUAUGUUUUGACUCAGUUUUCACAGUAUUUUUUUCACAGUACUAUUUUAUGCAAUAAAGGAAUUGUGUAAUUAGUAAUCAUCAGUUGCAAAAAUGGUGGCAUCCACGGGAACAUUUCCCUCUUUCUUGAGCCGCUACACAGAAAAACUUCAGGUUUUAGAACAUUCCAGCACUGGCCCCUGUGGAUUGACAAAGCAACAUCAUUUUUCAUUUCUGACUUGUCUGGGAUUUUUAUUUUUACCCACAUCUGCCUUUAUUGUUUAAUUCAAUGGAUUUAGAGGCUAUUCCUGGGAAACAGACCAGUUCCAGGACUGUUAAUUAAGUUCUACAGCCAAGAAACAGCAAACCCAGUGAUAUAUUGGGAGCCCUACUGCUGUGGCUAUCUGCUGCCUGAGGAGACAGUUUGUCCCAAAAUAGCAAGGAGUCUAUCCCUUGUCAUCCCAUUCAUUUUUAUUAAAGAAUCUGCUCUGCAGCAAUGUCUGCCAGGUAAUUAGCCUAGUUUCAAGUGACCCUAAUAGUAUGCGGCAUACAUUCAGCCUUCUCUGUAAACUAAGCACAACUCCAUCUGUGUACAGCCUCUAGGAUGCAGCUUAUCACUGCGAAUGACAGGCAGGAACACGUUUUCUAUUCAUAUACACAGGAAUGGCUGGAAACCGGUGGGGAAAAUGCCAGCAAGGAAUUGCCAGUAUGAAUGUAACGAACUAUCCAACCAGCGACCUCAGAAUCCAUGGAGGCCUUAGAAGAACGGCUUUGAGCCUUUACCUGGAAAUUUUAGAAAAGAUAUAUAGGCAAAACCUGGAGGAUAGGAUCAUAUCAUCACUUGUGAUGUAGCUUCAGGAUCCCUUCAUGAACGAGGCAAACAAAGAAGCCAGGGGGCAGUGAUAGCUAGAGUAACACUCAGCACAAGGUUGUUCUUAAUUCAUGGAUCAGGCAACAAUCUGCCUCACCACAUCACUUAGGGGAUAUAUGCUGAAGAUAGAGUUAAACAGAGGACUCAAGUGAUGGGCAAGGUAUUUAUACCUUCCACAUUCCACAGAGACAAAACCAGAACAGGACUUUAGAUAAGCUUUUAUAUAAACUUCAUGUGCUUUUCUGAAGGCCACCCAACCCAGAAUUCAGCAGAGUGGGUAAGAAUUAGUUUUGCGUUGGUUUGAAGUAAUCUCCUGUAGCUGUGGAGGAGAAAGCUUGAAAAUAUGUACUACAAGGGCACAAAAAGCUGGACGUAGCUAGCAUUAAAAAUACACGACUGACUCAUUGGCAAAAGUCAGCAGCGUAGUUUUUACCAUCUAGCUCAUGAUUUCUGAGCAUUUGGAUGGCGACACUGUGUCCUUCAGAGAACUGCUUUUGGGUAAUUCCUAUAUUGUCAUUCCUGUAUUGCAGAUGGGGAAACUGAGGCCAAAUGUGCUCUGCCUGAGGUCUCACGGUGAGCCAGGGGCACAGUAACAGGGGCAUUCAGAAUGCCGACACCUGCUCCUUGUACUUCUUCAGGAACAAAAUUUUUGGUAAAAUCAGCAGAAAUGCAGGAUGAUUGCAUGCCCUGAACAGUCUGCAGAGGCUUCUGAACUGGAAUUAUGAGCUACUGCAUCAAAGGCCCCAUGCUUGACAUUUAUUGGCUUUUUGAUGAAUGUUGGGGUAAUUUUACUGUCAACAGUUUCUCAUUAGGAGCCUGGCAAUGUUCUUUCUGACCAUUAUCUUGCUCAAUAUCACAUUGGGUUGCUACAAAGAACAGAGAUUUUAUGUAAAACCCAUCUAUCUCUGUAGCUGCAAAAUCUUCUAAUAAUUCUACAUUUAAAUAAUCUCACGGAAAUGCUAGCUGCCUUCUCUAAGCAAUAAGGAGAAUGGACAAAUGGUUAAAUUUCCAUGAAGACCUACAGCUAUUGGACAAACCUCAUACUGCAAUGAGUAGGGUUCAUUUGUCUUGAUUUCACUGGAAUUGCACCUCGAUUAUACUAAUUCUGAAUUUAGCCACUGAGUAAUGCAUCUCCAUCCUGGUUUACACUCGCAGAGGAGGAAAAAACCAUCAGACCUAUACCUUUCUCACUCUCCAUUGCAUGAUGUACCGUUUCCUGGCUGCUUGUUGUCAAUAUCAGGAAUUAUUUUUGUCAAACCCAUAGCUUUUAUAAAAAGAAAAUAGUAGAAUUGUACCCCUAAUACUACUGUGUAUUUGGAAAGGGGAAAAUAAUUCAUUAAACUUUCAUGGGGCCAACUGUAGUAAUUUUCAUGGUAUGACUUUUAAAACAUUAAUAGUUAUUUUAAAUAUUUGUAUCCUGGAGUUCUGAUAAUGGGAGCAUCACAGGGUUAUUGUAUAUUUAAUUGAUUAUAUUUGUUAGAGAGAAAAAAAUGAAAACAAAACCAGAUGAUAACAUAACAAAUUGAAUUUGUACCACUAAAAUUCAAGGCAGACUCAUGGAUUUGGUUCAUGACUGUUUUUCAUAGCUACUUAAUACAGGAGACUCUCAUUUUCCCUCCUUAGGUAGGACGGUGUUUACAGCCUGCCAAAACCAAAACCUGUAACACUGUGGAGUUAACUGAAAACAAGAAACAUUCCUUUAGCCUAGAUCAAAACACAACCAACCCUUUAAACUAACUUUAAUAGCAGUGCAAGUUAACCUGUUGGAUUUAAUACAGAUACAGGUAUUGAUCUCAUCCACUGAUUCUGCUGAAGGAAAGUCACCUCCUGGAGAGGCAGAACAGGUAUGGAUGGCAACACCUUAGACUAUUUGCAACUUGGUGCAUUAGAGCCAUGUGUCACUGAGCUCUGAUGUAAUGGGUCAUGUCUAAGAGAGCAGAAGCUCCAACUGUAGUCCGCUUUCUGAAGGAGUUUUUAAGGACAAAUUAACUGCAAUAAGAGAAUGUUGACAUUCAGACUGCCCCAGUUGCUGAAGACAGAGAAGGCAUUAGGUCUUCCAAAGUGGCACUCAGGUUUUAUUCCAGACCUGUCCCUCCUAUAAACAAUUGCAGUGGAUGAAAUCAUUUUUGGAAAGAUGUGUUCCCCGUCAACUCUGCGCUGUCAACAUGAAGGAUAACGUGAUAUAUACCUGCUCCGGUCUUCUCCACUUCCUGGGCCAAAAUCAUUCUCAGUGUAGACACCGAGUGAUGCUUCUGGAAACAAACAACAAAGAAUUAGUAAAACAUAUAUAGAACAUGGGGGAAAGGAGAAAGCAAAUAAACACAUGUAAUUAUUCUCCUAAUGUGCUCUUCAGUCUAGAUAUAAAUAUUUUGUUUCUUGUAUCUGUUUAAUGAAAUAUACCCUUCGUGCCAGUAAAACUUUAUCAUC
This is a messenger RNA of Chroicocephalus ridibundus (black-headed gull), 8111 nucleotides long. RefSeq names its product enoyl-CoA hydratase domain containing 3 (gene ECHDC3). Gene Ontology annotation, molecular function: hydro-lyase activity. The transcript is spliced from 5 exons. Gene Ontology annotation, cellular component: mitochondrion. The record is from RefSeq and is a predicted model, not a curated record. Lineage: Eukaryota; Metazoa; Chordata; Aves; Charadriiformes; Laridae. Bases 116 to 997 code for a protein of 293 amino acids.